AUGCGUGAAUACUUUGUCAAAGAAAUAGAAUUUGGAGAACCUGGUCAUCCAGAUCACAAUCUGAUCCAAUUUUUUGUAAAUGCUGACAACGAACCAAUCUUUUUUCCGGAUAGGGCACUUUCAUUUCUUUUCCAUGUGAAUCUCUCCACCCUCAGGGGACGUUUCAACCGAAUCAAUAAGAAAAAGGAUGGAAACCGUAUUUUGAUAAGUGAGAAAUCAAAGUUUAAACUUUCAGAUACUCAUUAUAUAAAUUGGGAUAAAAUCAUUCGUUUUAAUUCAAAUUCUACUACUACUCAAACCAACAACAAUAAUAAUAAUCAAAAUACCAAUACCAGUAAUAAUAGAACUACUACAACCAACAACAAUAAUAAUUCCACCUCAACUUCAACUUCAAAUCCCAAUUUGAUUCAAUUUGAAAGUGAUAUUUCGUCAGCAUCAACAUCACCGGAGCACAACUCACCUUCGUUAAACUCUAGUAGUCCAUUGCAUGGUCUGGUUGCACUGAAUCAUGUGAAACUGGUGAAUAGAGCACUGGCCGAUUGGAUCUCCUCCAACUACGAGAGACUUGGUACCAGCAUCCAAACGAUUGUUGAUAAUUUUCAUAGCUAUGAGAUUCCGUUCACUAGAAGUGGCGAUAUUCUCUCGAUCUCGAUCAACAACAAAGAUGACCAAGAACCUCCACCCUACGCAUUCCAUCCAUACUCUGCUCCAUCUUCACCACAACUCCUUCCAUAUCCAUACUUGUAUCAAACACUCAGUUGUAACAAUAGUCAGUCAUCGAGUUGCGAUGAAGACAGUGAAGAUGAAUACCAAAACCUGCUGUUGCUUCCAAAAUUACACGACAAUACUAUCAUCAACAACAACAAUAUUAAUAAUAGUAGUAGUAGUAGUAACAAUAAUAAUAAUCGAAUCCAAAAUCAUUUGAACUAUUCAUUUGAUUCUCAAGCGUCAUCAUCUGCAUCAACACCCAAUACCACUUCAAAUCUUAAAUAUUAUAAUCUCAACUAUAAUCUUGACAAUCAACAACAAUUCAUCAAUAAGAAAAUUGAUCAUUCAUCAUUCCAUCCCUACAAAUCCAACAAUACCAAUAAUAAUCAUUAUCAAGCGCAAUCAAAAUCACCAAUUAGAAACAAUAACAUUGGCAAGUCCAACCAAUCACUUCACAGAUCUACUGAUAGUUUCUACAUCAACACUACUCCUGAGAAAGAUAAUAACAAUAUUAUUUAUGAAUCAACUUCCAAUACCUCAAUCCCAUUCUACAGAGGAACUACCAAUAGCAGUCCAACUCAUUUUAGUUCAAGAAGUAUAAACCACCAACAAAUAUCACCAAGAGAUAAUUCUUAUCAAUUAUCGCCUAUCAAAGAAAAUGGUCAUUCAAGUAGUUCGUCAUUGCACAAUCUUCAUCUACUUCAAUCACCGGUGAUGUAUCAUGGACAAUCAUCUUCAUUUUUGGUACAUCCAAAUCAAACCUCACAUCUUCAACCACCACAAUCAACACCGAAAGCGAGACCAUUCUAUCAUUACAAUUCUGAACCAUCUUUAACAAUAUAUCAAAAUCAAAUGAAAAUUAGAAACACCAACAGCAACAAUACCAACAUCAACAUCAACAACAAUAAUUAUAAUAACAAUAGUAAUAAUAUUUUUGAAUCAAAUCAAAAGAAUCAUCACAACAACCACAACACCAUCAACAACGCCAAUAUCAACAAUAACAAUAACAACAAAAAUAGUUUACUUUUCAACAAUAUUAUUGAAUGCUCAUUGGAGAAUGGUUCACUGUCGCGUGAUAUCGAUCUAAUCAAUCUCAAUGGUUUCGAAGAGCUCAAAAAGAAACUAACAGAGAUCUUCAAUCUGAGUUCGUUCUCUAUCAUCGCCACCGCCAAGAAACCGAGCUCGAAUGACUACAACAAUCAUGCACUAUACUCCAGCAGUCAAUACGAUGACAUCUACAUCAACCACAAUGAACUCACCAGCAGAAACAAUGAAAGUUGGAAAGAAUUCGCCAAAGCAGUGAAAAGAAUCACCAUAAAGCCAGUCAACAUCACACCAGACAUUAAAAACUUGAGGAUCAUAAAAGCCCUUUUUAUGUCCUAA
Molecule: messenger RNA, 2091 nt
Organism: Heterostelium album PN500
Lineage: Eukaryota; Evosea; Eumycetozoa; Acytosteliales; Acytosteliaceae
Product: Putative nuclease
Exons: 3
Coding region: 1-2091 (696 amino acids)
Source: RefSeq, a predicted model, not a curated record